Messenger RNA from Trichoderma virens Gv29-8, 1736 nucleotides. RefSeq lists its product as uncharacterized. The transcript has 2 exons. The coding region runs from base 73 to 1410 and encodes 445 amino acids. Lineage: Eukaryota; Fungi; Ascomycota; Sordariomycetes; Hypocreales; Hypocreaceae. The record is from RefSeq and is a predicted model, not a curated record.
UGAUCCGACCAGCCCAUCACCGUCACAGCGCUUACACCGGCUGAACACGAGCCCAAUUCCCCGUCGCCCACCAUGGCUGAUCUGAUUGACCCGACAGCAAAGGGCAACUAUCCCAUCAUUCUCGGCGAUGGCUUGCUGGGCAAAACGUCCAACGAAAUCUUUACCGGCAUCCGCUAUAACCACAAACCGUCAUUCCCUGCAUCUGACGCACGAUUAAAACCCUCUCUUCCCGGAAAGACGAGCUCCUACGACUUGAACUUUUCUAACUCGGAAGGAACGGUUGGAUUUGCCGGAACACGCUCGACCGACGAUGACGACUAUGUCUUGUGGUUUGACCCAGACCGCAAGGCCUUUAUCCUUGACAAGGUCGACUCGACGUUCAACAUGAAUCUCACGCGCAUCCCGGGAAAUAGCAACCCGGAGGAGCUGCGGCGGCGAUACCCUCACCUAGAGAACGGCCAAAAGCCGGGAGACAAGAAGAGCGCUGCAAGCAAGGACAAGGUCAAGUCGACACCGAAGCCUGAUGACAAGAGCAUCACCGUCCAGACCAAGGAGAUGCAGAAGAAAUUUGACAAGAAGCAUCUCGACAAGAAGCCUUCCGACAAGGUGUUCCUCGACAAGAAACCCCUGGUAGAGAAGAAGCCUGUCGACAAGAAGCCCCUUCUCGACAAAAAGCCAGCCGUCGACAAGAAGCCAAUAGAUAAGAAGCCGACAGAGACGGACAACAAGACUACGCCGGAGAAGAAGCUGAUGGAGAAGAAGCCCGUGGAGAAGAAAUCGAUAGACAAGAAACCGAUUGAGAAGAAAUCGUCGUUGGAGAAGAAGAUGUUUGAGAAGAAGCAGUUAGGAAAGCCGCUUCCCAAAAAGGUCGACCUUAUGCUUCCUGUGCCGGAACCGCCCAAGCCAUCAGAGCCCAAGCCUCGAAAGAAGAAGGAUGACGAUGAUGACGAUGAGGAUGAAGACGAUGAUGGCGAUCUCCUCAUCGAAUAUCCGGGCGCAGAGGCUCCAGCUAGACAGACCCAUUUCUCACCCUCCUUCCCUGCUCCUCGGCGCUUCGAUGACUUUAUGGACCAGCGUGAAUCCGAAGUGGAAGAGGAGGAGGAAGAUGGUCCGAUGGAUGACGUCGACUUUAAGCUGCCCAGCCCGGUGAAGCACGCCAGCCAGAGCCAGAGCCAUUCAGAACCCAUGGAUGUAGACGAAGAAGAGGAGGAGGAGGGAGAGGAAGAGAGGGGUGCAGAAGCACAAGAGACCAACGAUGCUGCCGAUUUGGAAUACGACCUAGAACAAGAGCUGGAGAAUGCCUUUGAGAAUUUGGAUAACAACGACCAAGACAACAGCAACAGCGGCUACUAUUAUGGCAACUCCAAUGCCAACGACGACGACGAGAGCGAGAUUAGCGAGGAGGAUUAGACACGGCGUUGGGAGCAGACCAGACCACGUUGGCUGUUGACCGCUGACCGACAUGCUUUCGGCAGCUAUGAGGGUAAAAGAAAAGGACAGCGAGAUGAUUGUUUUUGCCAUGACUUCUACAUGGGAUUGGGGAUAUUGAUUAUUUGGGCGGCGUUUAUUCGAAAUGGGCCAGCUAAACGCUAGAUACCACCAGCGAGAAUGAUUGGGAUUCCUUUACUCUUAUAUUUUCUUUCUCUUUUAUAUAUUACUUUUUAUCAAACGUUGCCUAGGACUCCAAAAAAGAAUAGUAUUUACAAGAAACUAACUAUUUAUUCAUCAUCAGCUGC